AUGCAAGUCCCCAUCAAUGCCGACCAAUCUCUACAGUUCGAAAGAAGAGUGGGUUUCCCCAAUGGUGAUACGGGCAAAGUUACCUUCACCUACGAGGGCUUGUUCCGACACUACUACACCUGCAAGAGAAUCUCCCACGAGGAACGGAGCUGUCCGGAGCUGAAUGAAGCGCAGAGAGAACUCAAGAGAGCUCAACGUGCUGUACCAGAACUUAUAGCUCCACAAAACCAGGGGAGACACAACUAUGCUGCACGAAAGGCAAAUGAGUUCCCUGAAAGGUCUCUCUCGCCUCCACACUACAAAAGAAAGUAUUCUCCAAAUGGAACAAGAAUGGAAACGAACGAAAACAGAACAAGGAACCACUCAGCUGGACACAUAACAAGAGAGAAUUGGCGUACUGCCCAGAAUGAUAAGUUGACCCGCAACAUGAGAGAUCUCCGCAAGGACUUACAGGACAAGCGAGAAUACCGUGGACGUGAGGUCUGGAAGCGGUUAGACGCAGCUCAAGAUAGAACUAUUCCCCGACCUCGGGAGCGAUACCAUCCAUACUCGAGAAAUCAGUAUGAGACUUGUUUGUCUAACUUAAAGGCACCGACAACUCGACAAGUCUGGAGACCAAAAUCACCUAGGAAUGACAGGAGAAAUGUAUAUGAGGAGACUCCCCAGACCAGGAACUCAGUACAAGCAGAGAGGAGUCAUACCUCGCAUGUGGAUUCACAACGAACUAUAUCAGUACAAGAAACUAACCCGAUGCAACGGAGAGGGAAGCUUGUGGUAUACCAAGGCGAAACGGAGCAAGACAGACUGAGAAGGAUCAAAGGGAAAGGGAUCUUGGUCGAGGCACCAAAAAAGACAAAGCAACAAAUGUUCCAGAUGGCAAUGCAGAAUAAUAUGAAUGCUACGUUUGCCAUCCGAGAUCCACAAGAGCAAGUGAGAAUACCAGCGCAGACCCUCCCUGACCGUCCAAAGCAGACUUCAGCACAAAACACAAAUCAGAGAUCAUCUCCUCCAAAGGAAAAAACCGACAUGUCACUAUCCCCACGAGAAAGCCCGGAAAAGGAGAUGACAGAGGGAGAAAAGAUGGCUCUGGAUUUAGAGAUGGAAGAGCUCUUUCAAGAAGCAGAAGCAGGUCUUAUGGAUGAUGAAAUGAUGGAGAAUGAUGAUUUGCUUGGGGAGGAGAUGGAUGAGGAUGCAGAGAAGGUAGAUGCAAUUUCUCAGCUAUCACCUGAACAUCCUUCGCAUGGGGGAAACCAGAAGAAUGCUAACAGGCCUGAGCCCCAUCGUGUAGGAACCAAAUCAAAGGGAGAAAGCAACAAACCACAAAACGUGCCAAACAAGGAAGGUGCACAACAAGACCUGAGAAGCAAAUCUGGGAAGCAACCCCCUAAGGUCAACGAUCACAAAGGCUUCAAAGCCUCAAAGAAACUUAAUGCCUUAAGAGCCAAACCAUCUCAAAAGAAGAAACCAUGA
Molecule: messenger RNA, 1470 nt
Organism: Microthlaspi erraticum
Lineage: Eukaryota; Viridiplantae; Streptophyta; Magnoliopsida; Brassicales; Brassicaceae
Source: the annotation of a GenBank genome assembly